CUCUGCAGCGAUCUUUCUCACCCAGACUGGGAUUGCGACGAACCAUUCGUCUGUGAGUCUGACUGGCCUUCGGAGACGGGCAAUUACGGCGCAACAGACACGGCCGGAGCUUCCUCGAAAAUAGCAGCUUCAGACGGUAGCAAUGCAAUCUUGCGGUCGUUUUUAUUCAAUGAAGGGCCCACCAACUCCACCCUGUUCGAGUCCGAGACGCCGAACCUUGUCAAACGUCAAUACGAGGCGCUCUGCUGUCGUCCGAUUUGGGAGUGUUUCAACUUCUUCUACGACGAACUUUUGCUCGAGGGCAUCGACAAUCGAGGCCGUCUCAUCGACAAGGAUAUCUUACAGUGGCAAAAGGCCGAAUGUUGCAUGAUGGAAUUCGCGACUCCUAAGAGGUUGUGCCCCUCUCCUCCGCCACAGACUGCGUCGGUAGUAUGGUCGGAACCGCUCGAGUGCGCAAGAUGGCGUUGA
This is a messenger RNA of Cladophialophora yegresii CBS 114405, 468 nucleotides long. RefSeq lists its product as uncharacterized. Lineage: Eukaryota; Fungi; Ascomycota; Eurotiomycetes; Chaetothyriales; Herpotrichiellaceae. The coding region runs from base 143 to 370 and encodes 75 amino acids. The record is from RefSeq and is a predicted model, not a curated record. The transcript has a single exon.